Molecule: messenger RNA, 1602 nt
Organism: Pyrus x bretschneideri (Chinese white pear)
Lineage: Eukaryota; Viridiplantae; Streptophyta; Magnoliopsida; Rosales; Rosaceae
Product: proline-rich receptor-like protein kinase PERK14
Exons: 9
Coding region: 1-1602 (533 amino acids)
Biological process (GO): protein phosphorylation
Cellular component (GO): plasma membrane
Molecular function (GO): protein kinase activity; ATP binding
Source: RefSeq, a predicted model, not a curated record
AUGGCUGGUUUGCAGUUGCAGUCAUCCCAAAGAGAGGCCGUGAUAGUCGCUGUCGAUGCAAAUAGGAGUAAAGGAAGUGUGGAAGCCGUCGAAUGGGCUCUCAAACAUAUCGUUAAACCCGGUGACACCAUCCUUGUUUUAGUUGUUUUCACUGAUCACCAUGCCAAGAAGAACUCAUGCUUUCUGUUUAAGUUGCUCACGGGUCUCCGCGCCUCUGGAAUAUGGGAGAGAUCAGUAUUCAUUGACCACGAGGAAGUGGAUCCUGUCGAUCUUGGAGAAGAAAUCCAGCGAAAAAGAGGACAAUACCGGACCAGCCUUCAGCCUUUAUAUAGUCACUGCACAAAGAAUGAGGUGAGGUUGGUGUUUAAGCUUGCAGUCGGGUUUUGUCCCGCGACACUGGCAAUUAAGGAAUCACAGAACCUUAAUACCCGUUGGAUUGUAUUAGACUGUCACUUUAGGAAAUUGAAAGUUUAUCUACGAGGACGUGUAAGGUGCAACAUUGCAGUAGUAAAGGAAAAAGAUUUUGCUAGCUUGAUGCUAUCGAAUGAUACACAGCCUGCUGAGAUUUGCCCGAGCAAUCCUGAGCCAAAUUAUGAUUCAGCAGCUCCUGUAGAGCAUCCUCGGGAAGAGCAUAGUAAAGAUUUCAGUGCUUGCAAGUUAAGAAAUAUAAGUGCACCCGCACCAUAUCCUCAGAAUCCUUGUUGCUAUCCUCUGUCUUGGAGAAGUGGUUUUCCUCGGGCGUUUUCUUACAACGAACUUGAAGUGAUAACGAAUGGCUUUGCUGAUGAUAACAUUACAGUAGUUGUGGAUGACAUAGCAGUUCAUCAGGGGCUAUUACAAGAAACACCUGUUCUAGUAAAGUCUUUACAGAAAACAAACAAAGGCUUCUGGUCAAUCCUACAGAUCUUUUCCCGGGUGAGCCACCGCAACAUCUCAAACCUUGUUGGGUACUGCAGCACAGGCGUUUCUGCAUUCUUGCUUUUUGACUUCCCUUGUUUGGGUACCGUUGACAUGAACUUGCAAUGUGAUGAGCUGGCCGAGAAACUGGGGUGGGGAGUGAGGUGGUCUAUCGCUCUAGAAAUAGGCCGAAGCUUGCGUUAUCUCCAUGAGGAGUGUGUUGAUGGAUCUAUUGUUCACAAAAAUGUUCGUGCUUUCAGCGUUGCUCUUUCUCAUGGUUACUCCGCAAUGCUCUGCAACUUCAUAUCUGCUGAGUGGCUUAAGAAUUCCCCUCCGACUAAAGAUUCGAUAGCCAAAUAUGACAAGCGCCAUUUUGGCGAUGUACAAGAUUAUGGAAAAUUCCUACUGGAGCUUAUUACUGGAAAGUGUGUAAGUCCGGUUCACGACCAAGGGAAGGACCAGUCCAUGAUUGAAUGGGCACUGCCACUUCUAGAAAAUGGUGACUUUGGUGAACUGAUGGACUGCAGAUUGACGGAAACUGCUGGUGAAGCUAGGAUGGUCCAGUAUAUGGCUCGCGCAGCGUUGCACUGCCUAAAAGUUGAUUCAGAUCACAAACUUUGUAUAAGUGAGGCCAUAGCCAUUGUUCGAGGUGAUGAACUUGCGGUUUUUAGCCACUGCAAAACUGAAAAAAGUCAACGAGAUUGA